AUGUUUACUUAUUUCUUUUGCUUUUUCACGAAAAAGCGAGUGUUUCUGAUUGAUGAUAAUCUGCUGGAGAUGUAUCCAAGCUGUCCAGAAUAUAGCUGUAAACAUAUAGCAGCUGAUAUCACAAGUGUCUCAUUUAAUGAAAAGCCAACAGAAGAGAUAAUUGUUCAAAGAGGCACAAAAUCGGUGAAAUUGAAACUGAAUUUUGUUCCAAAGGACUAUCAACCGGGAAUUACUUCUUGUUUAGAACCACUUUAUUGGUUCACCGAAUGGCCACGCUUGAUCGUUUUCAUGGAACUUUAUCAAAUGAUCGGUUACACGAAAUUCCUCUUCACAUGGACUUCAAUGACAAAAAACGUGAAGAAAGUUCUUGAUUACUAUGUUUUAAAGGGCUUAGCCGAGCUCCAACCGUAUCCUUUAAUGCCCUACACUGAUACAGCUCUCUUCUUGACCGAAUUUGCGCGUGAACCUUUCACUCAUUGGGUCGAGCGUUUCUUCAAAGAUAGAAAUUUCUAUGGAACAAAACCCAAUGAGAUUGUUUAUUUACAUGCAAGGAACAGUUUCGAAAGAGAAAGACUAACAAAUGAGCAAUUGAAUGGUACGAAGAAUUUGAUGCCCGACGUGGAUUUGUUGGGAAAAAAUCCUGCUGAAAAACUUGAACGAAUCCGAACUGCGAUUAGGGAGAUUUUUGGAGAGAAUCCGCCUCCAUUCACUCAUGAGACGAAUGAUGCUCUUGAUGACUGUUUGAAGAAUUGGGAAGUGACACAAAAGGGUUGUCGAAAGCCGGUGACUGGGUGCUUCGACGCGGUGAAAUUUAUGGAGGAAUGGGUGUUCGCUAAGCCGACAAAAGAAAAUAAAUGGACAUUGCUU
Messenger RNA from Mesorhabditis belari, 867 nucleotides. The record is from the annotation of a GenBank genome assembly. NCBI's taxonomy places the organism in Eukaryota, Metazoa, Nematoda, Chromadorea, Rhabditida, Rhabditidae.